This is a messenger RNA of Cynara cardunculus var. scolymus (artichoke), 1654 nucleotides long. RefSeq names its product probable lipid-A-disaccharide synthase, mitochondrial. The record is from RefSeq and is a predicted model, not a curated record. The coding region runs from base 79 to 1482 and encodes 467 amino acids. The transcript has 9 exons. Gene Ontology annotation, molecular function: phospholipid binding; lipid-A-disaccharide synthase activity. Lineage: Eukaryota; Viridiplantae; Streptophyta; Magnoliopsida; Asterales; Asteraceae. Gene Ontology annotation, biological process: lipid A biosynthetic process.
CGCCGUCGUAUACAUCACCUUCUUUGCCUCCGACAGCCGCUAUCUCCACCGAUUGAGCUCCUUUCAGUGAACAUCCUAAUGUUACUUAAGGUUAUCCGGAAUCCAAAUAGAAGAACCAAUUUGGUCUUUUUGCCGUCAGUAAGAAAAUAUUUCUCCACUUCCAGCCGAGCUGGAGUUGAUGUGGCUUCCAAAGAUGGGGAAAUGAGGAUAUUUUUAGUUGCAGGGGAGGUUUCGGGAGAUGCUAUUGGUUCUCGUUUGAUAGCUGCACUGAAGAAGCUUUCACCAUACCCUAUACGUAUUGCUGGUGUUGGAGGAUCUAUGAUGGCAAAGAAUGGACUGAAGUCCCUUUUCCCCAUGGAAGAUAUUGCAGUGAUGGGAAUUUUGGAGUUGUUGCCACAUCUAAAUAAGUUCCAAGUCAGACUGAAGCAAACAUUUGAGGCUGCAGUCUCAUUUCGUCCUCAUGUUGUAGUGACAAUUGAUUCCAAGGGAUUUUCUUUUCGUCUCCUAAAGCAGUUAAGGGCUAGAUUUGGCCGACAAGGACCUAGUGCUCCUUUACACUUCCACUAUGUAGCACCAUCUUUCUGGGCCUGGAAAGGUGGUGAAGCAAGACUUAAGGGGCUUUCUGAGUUUGUAGAUCAUGUUUUGUGUAUUCUUCCAUUUGAGGAGAACGUUUGCAAAUCUCAUGGAGUAGCUGCAACCUUUGUGGGUCAUCCCGUGUUGGAAGAUAUGCUAGAGCUGAAUUCGGGAAAGGCUACAACAGAAAAGGGAUGGGAGGUGCAAGGAAAUGCAGAUGUGUUCCGGAGUAAAUACGGAAUUUCUUCAGGGUCGACAAUCCUUAGCUUGCUUCCUGGGAGUAGAAUACAAGAAGUGACUCGUAUGCUACCCAUUUACUUAAAAACCAUGAACCUUCUAAAGGGCUACGUUGAAGACUUGACGACAGUAAUCCAUGUGGCACCUAACCAACAUGUACAAGACUACAUCAAAAGAGCCAUCAAUGAGUGGUCUACGUCUGUGGUAUUGGUUCCAGGAGGAUCACCAUGCACCAAGUAUGAUGCAUUUAGUGCAAGCAGGGUGGCGUUAUGCACAUCAGGGACUGUAGCAAUGGAGUUGCAGCUUGCAAGAUUACCAUGUGUUGUUGCCUACCGAGCCCAUUUCUUGACGGAGUGGGUGAUACGUUAUAAAGCGAAAAUACCCUACAUCUCCCUUCCAAAUAUCCUUCUUGGUUCAUCUGUGAUUCCCGAAGUCCUCUUUCGUGAUUGCACACCCACAAAACUUGCAUCAUUGCUCAGGAAACUAAUGAAUAAUGAAGGGGUUCAGGUGGAACAGAUUGUUGCCGCAGAGAAGGUUAUGGAACUGCUAUCUCCACCACCACGGGCACGACUGGUUGGUUGUAACUUGGAUCACGAGGAAUCAAGCUCCUAUAACACCCCAAGUUUGUUAGCAGCUUGGACCGUGCUAUACCAUCGGGGACGGAAACUUUGACUCGUAUCGUAUGGGAACAUGCAGAGUAAUCGUGAAAAAUUCUGGACCACCGUGUCAAUUUCGAAGCCAGAUUGACUUGUUUUUCUAGCAAAUUUCAUCUUCUCGAAAUGUAAGUGUAGAAAAUUUAGGCCUUAUGUACUAUUUGACAAAGCAAUAAAGAAGUUCAUCGAUA